UUAUUUGCGCAUCAAGUUAUAUAAACAGGUGACCUGAUGGUGCAGUUUUGUCCGUGAACCUCGCUGGAGGAUUAUUCCGCCAUCUUACGCUGUAUUUCCUCGCUCGGGUUGUCCUCCCCCCUUUCUCGAGGCUCAUCAAAAUGUUCCAAUUGCAAUCGGCCGACUCCAUGCCCUCGGCCCACUCGUGUCUGAAUCCAUUGAGCAAGCCUUUUGCCCCACGCUCUAGCGCCUCAAGCGAGCCCAACUCCCCACCUUUUACCCCCCGGGGUUCCUUGUCAACCCCGUUCUUCAGAAAUAAUCAUAAUAACAAUAACAUCAUCGUCAGCCACAACAAUAUUAACAACAACAACAACAACAUCCCGCACAGUAGUAUCAAUAAUAAUCUAGUGACCAAGUUUGCACCUCCGCCUCCAUUUGGAGUUGAUGUGACCACGAUGCCUCCGCCGCCGGCCUCAAUGUAUGGAGCCGUGGGAACCACGCCGCCCUCGCAUGGCACGGCUUUAAGAGCGGAUGAGUUUGGUUUGAGGGGCCUGCUCCAGAACAUUCAGGCCACCCAUUACAGCCGCAUUCGGCGGAAGCGUCCCAAUGAUCCCUACGAGUCCACGGUUGUUAGCCGAGAAGAUUUGGGCUUCACUGAUGAGGCGAUCCGGUUCCACGGGCCGAAAUUAUUGCCCCAUUUCGAGUCGCCAUUUAAUUCCAAAUUCAACACCCUGUAUCUGGACCAUGAUGUGCCCGAGGAGUACUACACGGCCUGGAAGUUGUCCGGAUGUCUGAAGGGGAAAUGGUCGCAUUACUUGCCCACCGACCUGCUUUUCUUCCUCUUCUACACGGCUGUGGGCGACAUUCUACAACUGGAAGCCGCGGCCAAGCUCUUCGAUCGGGGCUGGCGUUUCUUAAGGGAGAAAGGCGUUUGGAUCUCCCGGAAACCCAAUUGUCCUCCGGAGUACGCGAGUACGACCGAACAAUUCGGAGAGUAUCAAUACUUUGACGCACAAAGUUGGGAGCGCAAGUCUGGAAAUUUCAAGUUUAAGCUCGAAGAUCUGGCCACCAAGGUGCAGUUGCCUCGGGGUCCAUUUCCAAUGGCCAAUGGGUAUAACGUGUGCCCCACCCCUCCUGUACCGUUAAACUACCGCCGAAGAGAAUUACCGCGACAUCCUGGAAUGAUUCCGCCCUUCAACGCCCACUCACAAAGCUAUCCUUACUACUCGGCUACAGAUUAAUAGAGGUUCCCAUGGUUUUGGCUCAAGAACAGGUGAAGCAAAUCACUGACAACAUUUUAGAUGAAGUAUCAAACUGGGCACGGGUUGAUAGAAUUUUUUGUGUGUAUAAUAUUUAUAAUCGAUAAUUUUGCUCCAUCGAAUGGGAUUGGCCACACUUAACACAAUCGUCUUGAAUUUCGAAUUUCGGCUCAUUCUCUUUCUAUCUCCUGUUUCUUUCUUCAUUCCUUCUUCACCCUCAACGACCUUGAUCUAAAUUAUGCUUUGCUUCCUCCUUAUAAUCAUCUCUUGUUUUUAUGUUAUGUAUUCAGUCAUAUUCUCUCUAUCAUUGUAUGAUGAUUGAAUUAGAUUAUGAUAAAUAUAUGUGCCACAUUUGAGAAUUCUAGGAAA
This is a messenger RNA of Tigriopus californicus, 1607 nucleotides long. RefSeq names its product CCR4-NOT transcription complex subunit 2-like. Gene Ontology annotation, cellular component: CCR4-NOT core complex; P-body. Gene Ontology annotation, biological process: regulation of DNA-templated transcription; regulation of stem cell population maintenance; nuclear-transcribed mRNA poly(A) tail shortening. The transcript has 3 exons. Lineage: Eukaryota; Metazoa; Arthropoda; Copepoda; Harpacticoida; Harpacticidae. Bases 141 to 1220 code for a protein of 359 amino acids. The record is from RefSeq and is a predicted model, not a curated record.